This is a messenger RNA of Trichoderma harzianum CBS 226.95, 216 nucleotides long. RefSeq lists its product as hypothetical. The record is from RefSeq and is a predicted model, not a curated record. The transcript has a single exon. NCBI's taxonomy places the organism in Eukaryota, Fungi, Ascomycota, Sordariomycetes, Hypocreales, Hypocreaceae. The annotation marks the transcript as partial.
GAAUUAAUCUUAUUUAACUUAAUUACUAAACUACCUCCUUUAAAAAAACUAGUUAUAAAGGUAUUUUAUAAUAAUAUCUUUAUAAUAGUUAAUAAACUUAUAAAAAUAGCCUACUUUAUAUUAUUUAAGGAAACUAGCAAUAUAAAAGAAUUAGCCUAUAUAAUAAUAAAAUACAUUAUAAGUAACUAUAGACUACUAAAAAAUAUAAUCUCUAAU